Molecule: messenger RNA, 339 nt
Organism: Medicago truncatula (barrel medic)
Lineage: Eukaryota; Viridiplantae; Streptophyta; Magnoliopsida; Fabales; Fabaceae
Exons: 1
Coding region: 1-339 (112 amino acids)
Source: RefSeq, a predicted model, not a curated record
AUGGGAGGAAAUGUUGGGUCAGAAAGUAGUGGAUCUAAGAGAUCUCACGAGGACUCUGUAGGAUCUAGUGCUCGUCCAAUGGGUAGGGAGGCAGCUAAAAAAAAAGGUAAAAAGAAAACCAAGGACGCUUCCUUGGAGGUGGUGGAAAAAGAGUGGGUUGAAUUCAAAGAAAUCAAGGUGCAAGAUAUUGAACAAUUGAAAGAGUACACCAUGGUGCAACAGGAGAAAAACAGAUUGAAGAAAAUGAAAUUGUAUGUAAAGUUAAGUUCCGAAGAGCAUCUCGAUGACCGGAAAAAAGAGGUGUUGGAAAACUUGGAGCGUGAGCUUUUUGGAAAUUAA